AUAGAGUCAGUCCGGGAUCACAUGAAGAGACAGCAGACAUAUAAGGAACACACCAAAGUCAGCAGACGAGCAAUUUAAUUCAAUUUGUUCUUUUUUAAUUAACUCAACAGCCGUCGCAUCCCUCGGACACUGACAAAUUUUUGCAAUUACAAAUGUGAACCAUGUCCCUUCUCGGCAUCCUUAGUUGUACCGGGUAAGCUAGCUAGUGGCUAACAGCUAUUAGCUACCUUCAGAGGAGCCAAAAAAAGAGUCGUAACAGCAAAGUUUGUCAACGAACAAGCAAAGUUGGAGAAUAUGGUUGUGAAUCUUUGUCUGCCACACUUUCAUACAACUAUUGAUUGCAACAAGCUGUGUGCAGAUGGCUAUGAUGUCUCAAACCUUGUGUCAGCUGACCCUGCUCUCCGGAGGCAGGGCUUCAAGCUGGAGUACUUUCUACGUCCGCCUGUACAGGUGACGUUGAAGUUUGGCUUCCAGGUGGAGCUGUGCAGAGUUGAUGUGGAGCUGUGGCCCUGGGGUAUGGACCGAGGACAGGCCUGCAAGAGACUGGAGAUCAGCACCAGCUCUGAUCCGAUACCUGCCCACAAUUUUGGUCAAGGCCAUAAACAUGUUCAAGAGAAGAAACAAGUGCAAAUGCAGGUAAAGGACCAGAAUGAACAGAACAAAAAAAACAAGCAAGAGUAUGACAGUAAAUCUCGCCGGGGUAGUGGCCACCAGUGGAGUCUUCAGGCCCAACAGUGGGGCGAAGAGACUCUAGAUGGGCAUCAACAUAUAGGGCAUGCAUACAGGAGGCAGAUGGCCAAAGAGCAUGCUCAAACAAAUGCUGGAUCGAGCCCACCUGAGCCAGAGUUUAGACUGGUAGGUCGUUGCGAACUUAGAGAGGAAACCCAAGUCUGUUUUUCGCGUUCAAAUUUUAGUCCCCGGCCCCCGUUCCUCUCUCCAGCUCCUCCGCAACCUGCAAACUGUCGGCAAGAGGAGCUGUGGAACCGGGGUCUGCCCUCAUUGGGCGCUGUGACGCAACUACGUGUGACUGUGCCAUUUGGCGGUGCAGCAUCUGCCCUGGGGCUCAAGGCUUUGUCUGUGUGGGGACAACCUGCUCGCUGCUGCCCUACAGAAGAAGUGGAGAGGAUUAAAAGAGUCCUUGAGGCCAGUGAAAGACGGCUGCCACGACCUGUGUUUUUUGCCCCCACUGUCAGAAAAACCAAACAACCACUGCCUGCAGCCACACCUCCAAGCAAUCUUUCAAUCCCAGAAGAGUUUCUUGACCCAAUAACCCAGGAGAUAAUGACAAUGCCUAUGCUGCUGCCCAGUGGUGUGUCAGUGGACAACACCACUCUGGAGGAGUACCAGAAGAGGGAAGCCACUUGGGGUCGACCCCCAAACGACCCCUUCACUGGGGUCCCGUUCAAUUCAACCUCCCAGCCUCUUCCUAACCCCCAACUGAAAACCCGCAUCGACCACUUCCUACUGCAGAGAGGGGAGGUGAGGAGGGACGGGAUGUUGGGGAGACAAGGGGAGGGAGGGAGUCCACAAGCCUCAAGACUUCUAGUUUCCAAGGUAGACGGACAGUCCCAGAACUCUCCGUGUCUCAGUGAAAGCUCAGUGAACAAUACUGCUAUUCAAAAUAAUGCUGACACUAGAAACUCAAAGAGGACUGCACAGAUAGAAGACACUGGAUUAGGACAUUCAUCAGAUAAUGGGAAUCAUACAUCUAACUCUCAGCCUCUUACUGCAGAUAGUACAUCACAGUUAGAUAGAAGGAAGAAACGAGAUCUAAGUGGAAAUUCUAAAGAGUCAACGGAAGAGUUAACGUCUGAGAAACAACUACUACCUCAAACAAAAAGACCAAGAAAUGAUGUCUUUUCAGCUUCAGUCCCCAGCUGCAGCUCCCAUGAGCAGCGUUUGUCAGCCAGCCUGGAUGAGGCCCUCUUCUCUGCCCUGCAGGGCCGGCCCUCCUUCACCUCAAACUUGUCCCAGCAGAGAUGGGUUACUCCUGACUCUGAACCCCUGAACACGGCACAGCAGAGCCAGAGUCCAGGCACUUCCAUCCUCUGUACAGGUGAGAAGACGUGCUCUGCGUGUUCCUGUUCCGUCUCUGUUUACUCCACAUCUGUAUCAUCCAUCUACCGUCUAACCUGCGGUCACUUGCUCUGCCGUGCCUGCCUGCAGAGGCAAUCACAUCUCCUAAACUCUGUCACUGCAGUGUCAUCCAGUCACAUCUUGUGUCCCACCUGCAAAAGCCCUACCCCACGCAGUGACAUCAUACGUGUGCAUCACUGACAGAUUGCAUGAAAUGCAGAGCUACGCCUUCAAAGCCUGUGAAGAAACGAGGAGGAUUGUUCGCAAAGAAUGUAAUAUAUAUAUAUAGAUAUAAAGUCUUGUUCUCUUCUCUUCCACCCCCUCUCCCCGUGUUAGUCGUUUCAUUGAGUAUUGAAGUCUAGUUGCAGCCACUGUUCCGCAGCCUAUGUGGAGACCCUGGAUGUGUAGAUGCGUUGUGGAUGCACAAAGAAAAGUUUGAGAGACAGAAACACUGAGAGCAAGAGGCCGGCAGAAUUAAUGUGGAAAUCGAGUCGACCCAAGGCUGCGUAGUCAUUGUGCAGAAAGAGAUGGGGGUCACCCAUAGCUGAUCAGCUGACCCCCUGAUGCCAUGUUAGCCCUGUUCUUAUCUCAGGCCCUCCCCCUCUUUCCUUCUUCACUCCAUUCACCACUGUACAUUCCCUACACUCUUGCUUAGGUUUUGUUGUCUUAAGAGGGUAAAUGCAGGCAGAAAAUGUAACGGUAAGGACGACUUCUAACUGAUUAUGUACCACUUUGAUUAUGUUUUUGGUGUGUUAAUAUUAAACUGUAUAUGCUGGCAUGAAUACCAACAAUGGCAAGUGUUCAUCAGGUAGCAUUGAAAGGUGCCGUGUUGGGAAAUAAAUGUGUGCACCAUGUUUCCCGGCAAAGACUACAUGUCCUCCAGAGUGUCCUUGCCAACAUAUUCAUUUUCUGUCUUAACACUUCACCGUAAUUACCUCUUAUGAGUGUGUUGUUGUGUGCACAAAAGGGUUAAAGAGAGAAAAGUCAGGAAAAAAUGGUAUUUAUUGGGCUUUACAAUCACAAACAGCAUAAUUUAUAUGUUGGUUUCCCUGACAACAUUAAGCUUAACCAAGGUCAUGAUCCUGUAUCCGCUCAAUAAGAGCACAGACUGGAAUCAGUUGUUCUGAAUGUGAAAUCGAGACAUCAGCUUCACUGUUUCAGCUCCAAGUGGGAGAUAAAGCACUUUAAUGAUACUAAAUCAUACCAUGUAUUUGAGUGAUAUUAACAACUGCCUCUACUUAUCUGAUUGACUUAAUACACUCACAUGUUAAACCUUUGGUUGCACUUUAAAACCUGAUGCUUAUUUUUCUGCUUUAUAUUUGUGAAAUGUACAGUUAGGUCCACAAGUAUUAGAACAGUGACACAAUUUUCAUAAUUUU
This is a messenger RNA of Xiphias gladius (swordfish), 3455 nucleotides long. It is a transcript of the gene ubox5, whose product is annotated as U-box domain containing 5. Bases 295 to 2277 code for a protein of 660 amino acids. The record is from RefSeq and is a predicted model, not a curated record. Gene Ontology annotation, molecular function: ubiquitin protein ligase binding; ubiquitin-ubiquitin ligase activity. NCBI's taxonomy places the organism in Eukaryota, Metazoa, Chordata, Actinopteri, Istiophoriformes, Xiphiidae. The transcript has 7 exons. Gene Ontology annotation, cellular component: nucleus. Gene Ontology annotation, biological process: protein polyubiquitination.